ACCUUAAAUGUGCACCAAAGAAUCAAUCAAUCACCAAAAGAUAUAUAUAAUAAUACUACUAAAACAAUAACUAUAUUUUAAUAUUAGAAAACUUAAGGAGAUCAAAUUAGAGAUCUUUAAAAUGGUGAUGUUAUGAAUCAAGUAUAGUUUUAGUUUACUACUUAUAAAUGGUGUACUAGUUAUGGAAGUUUUAAAGAGGGAUGAAGAAGAUGUUAGUCCUAGAUUUUCAUUUCAAAAGAAUGGAUCAUCAUUGUCUUGUGUAGUACCACCAUUUUUGCUCAGCCCACAAAAGAGCUUGUACUACAACAAGUUGCCUGAGGAGCCAUUCAAUCUCACAAUACUCAAAUUGGAUGGCUCUUCCUUUGAUAUUAAAGUUGCAAGGAAUGGGACAGUGGCGGAGCUGAAACAGGCGGUGGAAUCUGUCUUCAGUAAUUUUCCGAAGACAGGAACAGGCAAGGUUUCAUGGUCACAUGUAUGGGGACAUUUUUGCUUGAGCUACGAUGGGCGGAAGCUACUUACUGAUAGUGAUUUGUUAGGAACCUAUCGGAUCAAGGAUGGCGAUAAGCUCAGUUUUAUGAGGCAUGUCUCCAUCAGUUACAAUCUGGUCAAAACGCGAUCAGAGAGAGAGGACCCUAGUAAGAAUGAACCUAGCAUAUCAAAAGGCUGUGAAAGCAGACAACGGAGAGGUGAACGAGAGGGUAAUCACCAUCAAGAUGACUUAUCAGAGAACCAAAGCAAUAAUCAUGACAACAACAAGGGUGUUGUAGCUAAUUGUGAAUCCAGGUUGGUUCAUUUGUUUAGAGGGUGGCUCCCAUACAAAUUGACAAGCCCAGAGAGGAGAAUGAAACAGAAGAGCAGCACAUCGAGAUCACACGAUGGUCUACUUAUGGAGUUCUAACAGUGUUGUGCUAUGAUUAGUACUUUUGAAAGAGAGGAAUCCAGCAACUGUUUGCAAAUGUCAAAGAGAGUUGGAGAGUGAAAUGGAAAACAUCCACCUCUAGUUAAAGUUCUAAACUUUUGACUUUAUAAAAGAAGAUCAGUUGCCUGCCUAUGCAUCUGUUCCAUUUCCUCAUUUGCAUAUCAAAAUUAAUUGUGUACAUGAAUUUGCUUGUGUAGAACAAAAAUAUCUCUUUGGUCAUUAGAAACAGCAAAUCCACUAUCAUCAGACUUGAA
Messenger RNA from Solanum tuberosum (potato), 1173 nucleotides. RefSeq lists its product as uncharacterized. Gene Ontology annotation, molecular function: protein binding. The record is from RefSeq and is a predicted model, not a curated record. The transcript is spliced from 5 exons. Bases 182 to 898 code for a protein of 238 amino acids. Gene Ontology annotation, biological process: mRNA splicing, via spliceosome. NCBI's taxonomy places the organism in Eukaryota, Viridiplantae, Streptophyta, Magnoliopsida, Solanales, Solanaceae.